UAGCUUUAUUGACUAUUUCGAAAAAUAAUAUUAUAAGACUAAUAGACUUAUUUUUAAUUUAGACAAAAAUGUUUUUUGGAAGUUUCGCAUUACUACUAACAUGUCUUGGUCACUUCUGAUAAACAUAACAUAACAUCACGCCUUUUAUCCCCGAAGCGGUAGGCAGAGGUGUACAUUAUGCCAUUGUACAAUGUAACAGCCACUUUUCACUAUUUAUGUUAUGA
Spodoptera littoralis (African cotton leafworm) is the source of this 224-nucleotide messenger RNA. NCBI's taxonomy places the organism in Eukaryota, Metazoa, Arthropoda, Insecta, Lepidoptera, Noctuidae. The record is from the annotation of a GenBank genome assembly.